Messenger RNA from Rubroshorea leprosula, 1558 nucleotides. Lineage: Eukaryota; Viridiplantae; Streptophyta; Magnoliopsida; Malvales; Dipterocarpaceae. The record is from the annotation of a GenBank genome assembly.
ACUAGGGCCGCUUUUCUUUACUUCAUUUCUGGCUUCUCUUCUUGCUUCACGUUCCUCGUUCCUUUUCGCUACUCGCUUCUUCUCUGGAGCUCCGUUUCCGAUGGCUGCAGUUGCCGGAUCCAACGUCCUUGCUUUCAGAUCCGUCGCGAAAUUAGGAGAUUCCUAUGACAGAAAAAUCGUUCAGGCUAGGCAAUGGUCUCCUAUUUCCAGCGCAGUAGGAUCGGUUCACUCUUGGCCUCGGAUUGGUCUUCAGUGCAGAUUGAGGAGCUCGAUUUCGUCCUCGGGGGGAAGAGUUCAGGUUGCCACUAUUGAACAAGCUAGCACCGAAGAUGGUCAAAAAGUAGAAGCUCCAGUAGCAAUAGUAACUGGAGCCUCUAGAGGAAUUGGUAGAGCAAUUGCAUUGGCCUUGGGGAAAGCAGGCUGCAAGGUCCUUGUAAAUUAUGCUAGGUCAUCAAAGGAGGCAGAGGAAGUUUCUAAAGAGAUUGAGGCAUGUGGUGGCCAGGCUCUUACUUUUGGUGGAGAUGUCUCAAAAGAAGCUGAUGUUGAAUCAAUGAUCAAAACUGCUGUUGAUGCAUGGGGAAGUGUUGACAUUUUGAUCAAUAAUGCAGGAAUUACCCGGGAUACUUUGUUGAUGAGAAUGAAGAAAUCUCAAUGGCAGGAGGUUAUUGAUCUGAACCUUACAGGAGUCUUCCUUUGUACACAGGCUGCAGCCAAAAUCAUGAUGAAGAAGAAAAAGGGAAGAAUAAUCAAUAUAGCAUCAGUUGUUGGUCUGGUUGGCAACGUCGGGCAAGCCAACUACAGUGCUGCAAAGGCAGGAGUUAUUGGCCUGACAAAGAGUGUUGCAAAGGAAUAUGCAAGCAGAAACAUUAAUGUAAAUGCUGUUGCUCCAGGUUUCAUUGCAUCCGAUAUGACUGCCAAACUUGGGGAAGACAUUGAGAAGAAAAUCUUGGGGUCAAUCCCCUUAGGCUAUUUGUUAAGUUAUAAAAUUGUGGGAAUAAUCAUCAUAUUCAUCAUGCAUACAGGGAGAUAUGGCCAACCAGAAGAAGUUGCUGGAUUGGUGGAAUUUUUGGCCCUCAAUCCUGCUGCCAGUUACAUCACUGGACAGGUGUUCACCAUUGAUGGUGGAAUGGUCAUGUAGGUCAGUUACCCUCACCGGUUAAAGCUUCAGAAUUCAGAAUGUUCUUUGCAACUACUUCUUAACUGCAACAUGAUUAAAUUGUUUAGUGGAUGCUGUUGCUAUAGAGUUUUAUCUUCACAUGUCAGAAGAUAAAACACUCCCAAGUUUUGCCGCGUUUUUCUUAGCAUGUAAUAACAAGCAAAGAGGUAUACAACAGUUUUUUAGUCUUUCAUUUGGCACCAUGGAAAAUGCAGUUUUUCAGAUGUUGCACAUGUUGUCGUAUCGGAGCUUCAAAACUAUUUUAAUUUGUUAUAAAUUCUCUUUUUAUUGUUACUUAGAUAAUUUUUGGUUCAUACUUGAUUACUCUUUAUUUAUUUUAUUUUGAGUUGCACAAUGGUACUUGAUUACUCCUUUGGAUAUUAAUUAAUGUUAUACAAAUUC